AUGAGUAGUGUGUUGUGUCAUGGAGGUGAAACAUUACCGAGUCAUUCCUACACUGGCCAAGAUUACAGUACCCAGGGAAAUGUUGGGAAGAUUUCUUUAGAUCAGAUUGAUUCGCUUUCUACCAAAUCCUUCCUACCUUGUGUGAGUCAGUUACAUAAAGCCUUGCGGGAAAACCACCAUCUUCGUCAUGGAGGCCGAAUGCAGUAUGGCCUAUUUAUGAAGGGCAUUGAUUUAACUUUGGAACAGGCAUUGCAGUUCUGGAAGCAAGAAUUUAUCAAAGGAAAGAUGGAUCCAGACAAGUUUGAUAAAGGCUACUCUUACAACAUCCGUCAUAGCUUUGGAAAGGAAGGCAAGAGGACGGACUAUACACCUUUCAGUUGCCUAAAGAUUAUUCUAUCCAAUCCACCAAGCCAAGGGGAUUAUCAUGGUUGCCCAUUCCGUCACAGUGAUCCAGAGCUGCUGAAGCAGAAGUUGCAGUCAUACAAGAUCUCUCCUGGAGGGAUAAGCCAGAUUUUGGAUUUAGUAAAGGGGAUACAUUACCAGGUAGCCUGUCAAAAAUACUUUGAGAUGAUACACAAUGUGGAUGAUUGUGGCUUUUCCUUGAAUCAUCCUAAUCAGUUCUUCUGUGAGAGCCAACGUAUUCUAAAUGGUGGUAAAGACAUAAAGAAGGAAUCUAUCCAAUCUGAAACUCCUCAACCCAAACCAAGUGUCCAGAAAACCAUGGAUGCAUCAUCUGCUCUGGCCUCUUUAAAUUCCUCUCUGGAAAUGGAUAUGGAAGGACUAGAAGAUUACUUUAGUGUAGAUUCUUAG
This is a messenger RNA of Nomascus leucogenys (northern white-cheeked gibbon), 810 nucleotides long. RefSeq names its product DNA primase large subunit-like. The record is from RefSeq and is a predicted model, not a curated record. Gene Ontology annotation, cellular component: alpha DNA polymerase:primase complex. Gene Ontology annotation, biological process: DNA replication, synthesis of primer. NCBI's taxonomy places the organism in Eukaryota, Metazoa, Chordata, Mammalia, Primates, Hylobatidae.